GCCGCAGCUCCAGCAGGGAAGGCGGCGCACGUGCGGGAGCGAGAUGCCCAAGUCCAAGCGGGACAAGAAGGUUUCUUUGACCAAGACCCCCAAGAAAGGUUUAGAAUUUAAGCAGAACUUGAUAGGAGAGCUCCGGAAAUCUGUGGACAUCUACAAAUAUGUCUAUAUUUUCUCCAUUGCCAAUGUCAGAAACAACAGACUGAAAGAUAUCCGCAAUGCCUGGAAGCACAGCAGAAUCUUCUUUGGGAAGAACAAAGUGAUGAUGGUAGCCCUGGGACGGAGCCCGGCUGACGAAUACAAAGAGAACUUGCACCAGGUCAGCAAACAUCUGCGGGGAGAGGUUGGCCUUCUCUUCUCCAAUCGCACCAAAGCUGAAGUCCUUGACUGGUUUGCAGAGUUUAAAGAGGUGGACUUUGCCCGGUCAGGGAACAAGGCAACUUUCACCGUCGGCCUGGAUCAGGGACCGCUGGAGCAGUUUCCCCACUCCAUGGAGCCUCAGUUGCGGCAGCUGGGAUUGCCCACCGCCCUGAAAAAAGGCGUGGUGACACUGAUUUCCGACUAUGAGGUCUGCAAAGAGGGAGAUGUCCUGACCCCCGAACAGGCACGCAUCCUGAAACUCUUCGGCUACAAAAUGGCGGAGUUCAAGGUGACCAUCAGGAGCGUAUGGUGUGCCGAGACGGGAGACUUCGAACAGCUCACAGGAGACGUGGCAGAACAACCGGAAGAGGAGGAGGAGGAGGAGGAGGGUGAUGUGGACUUGGCAGAAGAGAGCAACGGGGAGACGGAGGACUGACCAACCGCCGCAAAAGGGACCUUUGGGAGUUCUUUUUCCGCUGGGAUACAGGACUGAGCUGAUCCGCUAAAGACUUUAUUUAUCAGAAGACAGACGCUUUUUAUAAAAGUGUGAA
Messenger RNA from Gekko japonicus, 908 nucleotides. It is a transcript of the gene MRTO4, whose product is annotated as MRT4 homolog, ribosome maturation factor. Gene Ontology annotation, cellular component: preribosome, large subunit precursor; nucleolus. The transcript has 8 exons. The record is from RefSeq and is a predicted model, not a curated record. The coding region runs from base 44 to 793 and encodes 249 amino acids. Gene Ontology annotation, biological process: rRNA processing; ribosomal large subunit biogenesis; nuclear-transcribed mRNA catabolic process. Gene Ontology annotation, molecular function: RNA binding. NCBI's taxonomy places the organism in Eukaryota, Metazoa, Chordata, Lepidosauria, Squamata, Gekkonidae.